Molecule: messenger RNA, 1722 nt
Organism: Alternaria postmessia
Lineage: Eukaryota; Fungi; Ascomycota; Dothideomycetes; Pleosporales; Pleosporaceae
Exons: 2
Coding region: 1-1722 (573 amino acids)
Source: RefSeq, a predicted model, not a curated record
AUGUCUUCUCAAUUCGUCGCCCUGCCGCAAAGUGUUCUUUCCGGUAUCUUUGCUCAACUCUUUCACGACGAUUAUGCGGCGUUCCACGCGCUUCGAGUUGUGUGCCGCGCAAGCAGAAGUUCUUCUGAGGAGUUUCUAUUUCGCGAGAUUACGCUUGCAGGUGUGAACGACGUUGAAACAACAAUCCUACAGGGAACGCGAAUGUCAGGUAAGGCGACCGGCGAAAAAAUAAGAUGCAUUCGAGUCAGACCCGUCCGAUAUGAUCCUGAGAUUUGCGAAAAGCUCGUAACGUUACUGGUAGACUGCUGGAGUCAUUUGGUGCAGCUACAGAGACUAUCAUGGGAGACUCCGAACCCCUUCCCGCCUUCAUUGCAGGCACUGUUGGUAGAUCGCCCUAAUAUGCGACUUACCUACAUCAACAACGAUCGUGGACCUCAUGCAAUGGACAAGGCUAUUCUGUCGUCUUCACAUCUGGACACCCUGGACUUUACUGCUCUUGCAAAACGACCAUGCGACGUUUGUCCUUCGGAGAUGUCCGAGCUGAAACAGUGCCUACUCCAAGUCCGCAACUUGAAGACUCUGCGUUUGCAAGUCGGCGACCUUUCCUGGCACACUUCCUGGCACAUGAAUGACAACUACAAAGAAAGCCCGCUCAAUCUUCCGUUUCGGGACGGUGAUAUGUUCCCGGCACUCGAGGAGUUGACCUUAGAUCCAGAGCAUCAGAACUACUUUCCAACUGCAGAGAACUGUCAGAUGUGGUCACGUUGCAUGGAUUGGGGUCGGCUACAUACCUUAGAUCUCGGUCACGGUACCCCUACAGCCCUUCUACAAGCAUUGACAGGACGUGUGUCACAGCUCAAGACACUCGGCUUCGGCUUCUGGGAGGGUUACGGCGCUGCGAGGGCUUAUUGGAACUCGAACAGGGACAUGAAAGUUCUUGAGCGUUUUCUCAAUUCAAUCGAUGCACUGAGAAAUGUGAAGACGUAUUGUGAUGAUGACGACGACAUGCAAAUGGUGCGACCUACACUUCUAGCCAAGCAUGGACAGAGCCUGCGUAGUUUGGAAGCAAAAUAUGCAAGGAGUGUAGCGUGGGAACCCGAGCACUUUCACAAUCUAGCGGAGACAGCUCGAGGGAUAAAGAUAUUACGAUUGCCAAUGAAAGUGCAGAGAAAAGAGGGAACGAAGGGGUCAAGCGUAUGGCCGGACGAUCAGGCUACGGGCAAGACAUCGGUCGUUGCACGUUUGAAGAAGCUCCUCACCAUCUCUAGCUCGCAGAAGCAUGGUGUUUCUUCGCUCAAACCCUCGGCUCUGUCGUUUUCGCCAUGGACACCGCCGAGCGCCGCGACUCAUCGAUCUGUCCACUCAGCGCUGACUUCGUUUCGCAACCUCGAACAGCUUCACCUCACAUUUUAUCUGGAUGUAGACACAUACCAGCUGAUUUCAUACCCGAAUUCAUGGUCAGUGGGUUCACCUCAGAUCAAAGAGAAGGUUGCCCAUAACUUAAUGCUGCGCUUAUGGCACGACUUUGGUCGGGAAAGCGCGAUUCAGCGAAUCGAAGUGGCCUUCGUCGCAGCGGGUGGAAGUACAAAGAUAUGGCACUAUACCGUAUCCCGAAAAUGGGAGAAGAGAAGGUCGGAUGGCAUAUGGAAGGACAAGGUUGUAGUCGAGAUGUGGCAAGAGGGGAAGGAUUACGAUCCGAGCACUUUCGAUCCGUUUGGUUAG